CUACUUUGUUUACUAGUCAAGGAAUGAUAACGAUACCUAAGAACUCCAUCGAUCUUGAGAAAGAGAACAAGCAAAUUAACCCUUCAGCUCAUGCAUCGACUAAUCUAGGUUCUACAGGGAAGGGGCGCAGACAAGGACUUAAAAGCUCUACUUUAUGUACUAGUCAAGGAAUGGGAAUGAAAUAUAACAACUACAUGACUUCUGAAUCUGAGGUGGGAUGUAUCAACAAGAGUGCUCUUUAUGCUAAUCAGCAUAUUAAAACUCCUUCUAUAAGCACAAGAGCAAAUUCGACCAUGUCGUCUAGUCAAGAAAUGCAAAGAAUGGAUAAAUCGAUUCUUGAGAAAGAGGAUAUGCAAACUAAUCUUUCAUUGCCUCCAUCAAUUGAUCAAGUUAUGGAACAUUCUCAAACAACUGAAAAAGGUUCAUCAAAUCCUACAAAGGUAAGAAGAUUCGAGGGAGCAACAUGUGCAAAGAAGUUGCUUCACUUGAAAAUGGAGAAAAGCUGAAAGUAACAUUUUACAAUAAUCGAACUGUUGGAACAAAUAGCAAAUUGUUUUCGAGGCAUUUGGGAAAAAUUGUUCGUGACCGUAAUAUAUGUCCGUUGGUAGUAACC
Messenger RNA from Solanum tuberosum (potato), 613 nucleotides. RefSeq lists its product as uncharacterized. The transcript is spliced from 3 exons. The coding region runs from base 24 to 506 and encodes 160 amino acids. NCBI's taxonomy places the organism in Eukaryota, Viridiplantae, Streptophyta, Magnoliopsida, Solanales, Solanaceae. The record is from RefSeq and is a predicted model, not a curated record.